GAUUUGCUGUUGAUGGUCGAAGAUGUGUCACAUCCUGAUAGGAGAGCACAACGUGAAAUUGUCUUGGAAACAUUGGAAGCGUUGGAUGUGAAACGUUCACUCAUAGAAUCGAUUAUUUUUAUCGGUAAUAAAUGUGAUAAAAUUGAUAUGAGCAAAGUGGAAGAACACUGCGAUCUUCUCAAUGUGUCCUGUGUGAAUAGUUUUGGCAUUAAGCAAUUGAUCGCUGAGAUUGACAAGAAAGUGAUGGCGUUGCGAGGUAGCGUUGUCCGUCAUAUGAAGCUUCGAUCCGGCUCACCGGCUUUAGCGUAUCUCUACAAAGAGUCGCUUUUGGUCAAGGAACCCAUUCCUAUAGAUGACGGCAACUUUCUGCUUUGUACAGUGAUUAUGGACGAUGCNUCACAACAGAAAAUUUCAUCAUAA
Messenger RNA from Anisakis simplex (herring worm), 420 nucleotides. The record is from the annotation of a GenBank genome assembly. NCBI's taxonomy places the organism in Eukaryota, Metazoa, Nematoda, Chromadorea, Rhabditida, Anisakidae.